Molecule: messenger RNA, 1604 nt
Organism: Moneuplotes crassus
Lineage: Eukaryota; Ciliophora; Spirotrichea; Euplotida; Euplotidae
Source: the annotation of a GenBank genome assembly
UUUUAAACAUGGAUAACUUAAAGGAAGGCUUCAAGUUGUUCUUCGACCUCGUCAGGAUCCCGGUUAUCGUAUUCUUUCUCUACGUAGUCUACUACAUCUGAAAUAGGCUAUUUCUGCACCCCUAUUUAUUCAGAAGGAAAUACAAGAAGUAUCCCAAUGUGUAUGUUGAUCCUGAGUACAAGCUUAUGAUGGGAGAGAUAGAUACAUAUCUUAAAAAUCAAUCCCAAAACAAAGUUUUUUACUGCCAUAGAAAGGAAGUAGCUCAAAUUAUAAACAAAUAUGAUCUUUCAGUGUCCCUUGAAGGUAUAUAUACUGGGCUUAAAGUAGUGUCUCCACAAGCAAUGAAGGAGUUCUUUGAUCUUCAGCCUGGCAAGAUUGAUAGGCAGCCUGAAACACGAGGGAUAGGCCAGGUAGUUCCCAGAGGUCUUAUGAAUAUAAGAGCAACAGCAGACUUUAAAGAAAAGAGAAAGCAGUACCUUUCUUUGCUCAGUUUGAACUCUUCAUCUAAAUAUCUUCCCUAUAUGCUAAAAACUUGUGAUGGAAUGUUUCAAAAGAUUCCUGAAAAUAAGUACUUCGAGUGUAAUAUUGUCUUAAAUUGCUUGACCUUUUCCAUCUUCUCAAGCAUUGUUUUUGGGGAGGACGUACAAGAGUAUCUCAGUGAUCCUGAAGUGAGGUAUGAUUACAUCACAGAAACCAGAGAAACUGUCCAACUUUCAUUCAGAGAAUUUUUUAUUAAAACAGUUCAAAGCUAUAUUGUUCAAUACUAUGACAUUUAUGGAACGAUUCUUCCAUUUUUGAACACAUACAGAAUCAUUGAACCCUUCAAGACGAAUCAGAAGAAUGUAACGAAGCUGUAUCAGAUUCUUGAGGAUAUCUGCCAGAGGUCAUCUGAUCCUAAAAGUAUUCUCAAACAAUGUGAAAACUUAUAUGACGACUUAGUCAUGUUGAUGGUAGCAGGAACUGACACUUCUUCCCACGUGUUAUGCUCUCUCAUCUAUUUCCUUGAGAAAUUUCAGAUAAAGGAUAAGCUCAGAGAAGAGCUGAAGACUAAAGGCCUUGACAAAGGCAUCAAGCUGGAAGAUAUAACCUCAGAUAAAGUGCAGGAGGUUGAUUAUCUUAACUAUGUCAUCAAGGAAACUAUGAGGAUGGAUUCCCCAACCAUUGAUUCCUUUGGGUAUCAAGCAUAUGAAGACAUCAAUAUCUGAGGAGUUCCUAUUUCUAAAGGUACUCUAGUCAGACCAGAUUUCACGUCUGCUCAUUUUAGCCCAGAUGAAUGGCACUCUCCGAUGGAUUUCAUCCCAGAAAGGUUCGAUCCGGAGUCUGAAUACUUCUAUAAACCAUCACAAGAUGGAAAAAAGGAAGCCAGAUCGCCUUAUUCGUGGUUGACUUUCUCUGCUGGAAUGCGUAAAUGCCCUGGCCAAAGCCUGGCAAUGCUAGAGAUCAAGAUCCUGAUUACAUAUCUGAUAGUCAACUUUGACUAUGAAGUUGACAAGGAUCUCAUCGAGAAUGAUUAUGUUGGCUUCGGACUAGGAUCCCACUUCAAACUAAGAAUGAAGCUCAUGAAAAGAGUGUAGAAUCUUUUAAAUCUUCGAAGAGAUUAUACA